GCAGGAGCAGCCAUGUGGGGCUGGCUGUUGCUCCUGGGCUGCCUCCUUCUGCUGGUGCUGGUGCUGGUGCUGAAGGCGCGGGGCUCUUCUGCUGGAGGCGCCUCCAGGAACCCCUUCGAGCAGGAUUCCCGCCGGCCCCCGGCGCCCCUCGUCACCGACAAAGAGGCCAGGAAGAAGGUCCUCAAGCGAGGCUUUUCCAAGGACAAAGUUCCUGACCAUCUGGAUGCAAUUGUCAUUGGAAGUGGAUAUGGAGGGCUGGCUUUAGCUGUGAUGCUCUCCAAAGCUGGGAAGCGGGUUCUGGUCCUGGAGCAGCAUGGGAAGGCUGGUGGCUGCUGCCAUACCUUCAAUGAGAAGGGUUUUGAGUUUGAUGUAGGGAUCCAUUAUGUGGGGCAGAUGCAGGAAGGGUCUAUCCUUCGCAUGAUGAUCGACCAGCUCACAGAUGGGCAGCUGCAGUGGGCCAAGAUGGACUCUCCCUUUGACACACUGAUUCUGGGAGACCCUGAAGGUGGAAAGCGGUAUUACUUACAUAGUGGGGAGGAAACGUACAUCCAAGAACUAAAGAAACAGUUCCCUGGUGAAGAAGCCGCUAUUGAUGCAUUUGUGAGACUUAUAAAGAGAGUUGCCAAAGGAUGUGCCCUCAUGGCUAUACUGAAGAUGCUUCCAGUCCCCUUGGUGAUGUUUCUACACCGGACUGGCUUGCUGGCAUUGAUCAGUCCUUUCUUCAGGAUGCUGUCCAAAAACGUUUCAAACGUGGUGGCUGAGUUCACUGCAAAUGCAGACCUGAGAGCAGUGUUCACGUAUAUCUUUCCUACCUAUGGAGUGAUUCCUGCCAAGGCCAGCUUUUCUUUACAUGCAAUCCUUGUUGAGCACUUCUUUGAAGGUGGAUGGUAUCCUCAAGGAGGCUCCAGUGAAAUUGUCUUUCAGUCCAUCCUCAUCAUUGAACAAGCUGGUGGGACUGUCCUUACCAAGGCUCCUGUACAGAGCAUUUUAGUGGAUUCUCAAGGAAAAGCUUGUGGUGUGAAUGUAAAGAAAGGUCAGGAUACUGUUAACAUCUAUGCACCUGUGGUGAUUUCGGACGCUGGCAUCUUUAACACCUACGAGAAGCUGUUACCAAAUGAACUAAGAGUUUUGCCAGAAAUACAGAACCAGCUUUCCAUGAUGCAUCAUGGCACAUCAGGAUUCUGUGUCUUCAUAGGCCUCAAUGGUUCCAAAGAAGAAUUGGGACUGGAAGCAAAAAAUUACUACAUCUUUCAACACAAUGACCUCAGUGAAGCGUUCAUUUCUUACCUCAACUGUUCACGGGAAACUGCUCCAAAGAAUAUCCCUUUGCUGUACAUUGGAUCUUCCUCAGCUAAGGACCCACUAUGGGAGAAGAGAUACCCAGGCAAGUCCACUCUCAUUAUUCUGAUAGUUGCCAAAUAUGAAUGGUUUGAGGAAUGGAAGGAAGAAAAGGUCACAAAGAGAGGACUGGAGUACGAGAGUGUCAAAAACAGUUUUGUGGACAGUAUAAUGGAAAUGGUUUUGAAGGUUUACCCUCGUAUAAAAGACAAGAUUGAGCAUGUCUCUGCAGGGACACCUCUCACCAACUGCCACUACAUAGCUUCUCCACAAGGAGAAAUGUACGGUGCAGAACACAGCAUUUCCCGUCUCCAGGUAGACGUCACAACGACAAUUAGACCGCAGACACCUGUCCCAAACCUCUAUCUGACAGGUCAAGAUGUUUUUCUAGGUGGCUUUCCAGGUGCACUUCAUGGAGCCCUUGUCUGUGCUUCUGCUGUCCUCCAGCGCAAUCUCUAUGUUGACCUAGUCUGGCUAUGGAGAAAAAUGAAAGCUACGAACAACAAGAAGAACAAAUGAUCCUUCAGCUUCCAUCUUGUGAAAACACCUUGAUCCUCUCCCCUAAUCCCUGUAGAGAACAUUUCUAAAGCUGCCUGCUUUCUGGGUUCUGCAUUCAGCAGGGAAUGCUAACUGGUUCUGAACCUAGCUCUUUAUCUUGGUUUGCUUCUAUGGCCAAUUCAGUUCACCAACACUGUUGUGCGAGAUGAGUGGUGCAACUGUCACAUGUAGACAUGCUGAACAGUUGUGAUAUAAAGGUGGACUCCACUUUUAAAGUACACAUGGAUUUUCCUUCAGCAUCACUGGGCUGCCAUAAGUGGUGUGACAGUGGCAGCUAUAGCUACUUCGGUGCUGUAAUUUGAUGCAGGUGCCACUAACUACUAUUAUUCCUUCACCUUUCCACUUAGAUGAAGUGGUUUCCACCUAGCAAUCUGUGACUGUUGUCCCAGUGUUCAGUUCUAUAUUUCGAUGCUAGGAAAUAUACUUGCAAAUGCAAUGUAGACAGCUGGUAUCUCCAAUUACAGAAUCUCAGGUAUUAACCGAUGGGGAGACUUCUUGUGAAGUCCCUGAAAUUAUAUUUAUUUAUGUAUUUAUUUAUUGAAAGUAUUUAUAAAUCACUUUUCUACCCACCAGGACCCUAAAGCAUUGGACAUUAGCAUGCAUUAAGCAUUUUAAAAAAUAACAGCUUUUUAAACAGCUGGCUUGCCAGACAGAAAAGGUACAGUUUCAGCUGUUCAUUGGAAAUAUAACAAGGAUGAAGUCAGCUUGACUUCUCUGAAGGAGUUCCACAAUGCAGAGGUUGCUACAGAGAAAGCCCUGUUUUGUGUACUCGCCAACCUGGUAUCUCAGGGUCGUGUGGCAUGUAAAAGGGCUUCUGCUGAAGAUCUCAGACUCCAGGCAAGCUCAUAUAGGAGAAAGUGGUGAUUCAGAUAUCUUGGCUCCAAGCCAUUUAGGGCAUUGUAGAGUGUAUUACAGUAGUCUAAUUGAGAGGUAAUUAUAGCAAGGAUCACUGUAGCCAAAUCCAUCUUGGCAUGCACUUUGAACUCUCUUCUUAAUUUAGAUGCUUUUUUUGGUGCUCACAGAACAAGAGCUAUCCUGAAGCAGACCAAGCAUAUUCCAGAUUUAUUUAUAUUUUUCUUUUACACCGUGACUGACUGUGGCAAGAUCACAGGUAGGACAUGAGUGCAAUAGCACCCUCCCAUUCAUAUUCAUCCAACGUAUAUAAUCAUUCUGUCUCUGUCACUGGAGAAAGUAUAUAGCCAUCUUAACUAGUAUAAUGGAUACCCUUAUAUUCCGUAGGCCAGAUGGUUCAGUAUAUACAACAGCUUUUUAUACAGAUCAGAGUUCACUUUGUUGUUGUUUUGUACCUUCAAGUCAUUUCCAACUUAUGGUGACCCUAAGGCAAACCUAUCAUGGGGUUUUCUUGGCAAGAUUUGUUCAGAGGGGGUUUGCCUUUGCCUUCCUAUAUUCAUGCAAUAUCAUUGUGAUGUUCCACUCUUACUACAAGAACAGUAUAGACUAGCUUGCCACACUUUUCCUCUAAUAUAUAGAAAAUCUUAGCACAAAAGUACAUAUAGAAAAUACAUAAGCAGUUCUGUAUUCUCAGCUGCCCUUUUCCAUCUACCAUGUUUAAUGGAAGCUGCAGCAGGAGUCUCUAUGUUUCAAAUGGUGCUCAUUUUUCUACCUGCAUUUGAAGAUCAAUGCACAUGACAAGAUGAAAAGAAAAGAUAGUAGACUUUACAGAAGAAUGGCCCCCAUGAUGCUCUUCAUUAUAUCAGGAACUUGAUGUCUUGUAGAAAUGUGCAAAAUGAAUCUACAGAAAUGAACUGUAUGUUAAAAUUUAGGAAAAGAUGGACCAGAAUAUUUAAAUUUUUAUUUCUUCAAAAAUAUUGUACAAAGAAACAAGGGCUUAACUUAAAAAUCAUGAUUUAGAUCCAAAGGUGCUCUCCUACUUGCAGAAAAUGCCUUUUCUUCAAAGACGGAUAAUUUGAGAACUCUCCCUCACUUUCUCUGGUCCAAAAAGAGAAAAGGGGGUGCAUUGUUUCCGACAGAAGCCUCCCUCAGCAACAGUUCACUUUGGUUGCAGCCCCACCAUACACAUUCUUUAACAUUUUUAAAACUUUAUUUUUCAAAACAAAAAAGGAUUUCCAGUGUUCCUGGUACAGUGCACCUGCGCCAUAUGCAGCUUUCAGGUUAUGCUGAAAGCUGCGCAACGAAAGAUGCAAUAGUGUGCAAUCCCAUGGUGCACCUGCUGCAACAUUGGUUUUAAUAGGGCUGGAGCAUACACGAUAUUUCGCUUACGAAGGGGGGUCCUGAAUGGAUCCCCUGCAUAAGAGAAAGGCACUCUGUAUUUUUGAAAGUGUGACCUUCAAGCUGUCCCAAGUUUUAAGAUCCUGAGGGGAAGGAUUCCUCUCAGUCCCACCAAUAUUACAGACAUGUUUGGUGAGAAUGUGAGAAGGAGCCUUCUCAUUGGUUUCAUCCAGGUUAGGGGAUUCCCUCCCAUGGGAAGCUGAGUUGGUUUCGUCUCUGCUCUUUGCCAAGGAGUCAAAGACCUUUUUAUUUAGGUAGAGCCUUGGCGUAUAAUUUCUGUGCCAGAAGAGACAUUUAAUGAGAUUGUGCUUUUAUCAUUCUGCAAGUGCUUGGAUUACUCUUAAGAUGAUGAUGAUGAUGAUGAUGAUGAUGAUGAUGGUCAUCGUCAUCAUCAUCAUCUGUCUUUUUCCCAAUUAAGAUCUCCAGGCAGCUUGUUGUUGUGUAGCUUCAAGUCGU
Molecule: messenger RNA, 4602 nt
Organism: Sceloporus undulatus (fence lizard)
Lineage: Eukaryota; Metazoa; Chordata; Lepidosauria; Squamata; Phrynosomatidae
Gene: RETSAT
Product: retinol saturase
Exons: 11
Coding region: 13-1857 (614 amino acids)
Source: RefSeq, a predicted model, not a curated record